Messenger RNA from Lachnellula hyalina, 1275 nucleotides. RefSeq names its product Casein kinase I-like protein (gene hhp1). The record is from RefSeq and is a predicted model, not a curated record. The transcript is spliced from 4 exons. Bases 1 to 1275 code for a protein of 424 amino acids. Lineage: Eukaryota; Fungi; Ascomycota; Leotiomycetes; Helotiales; Lachnaceae. Gene Ontology annotation, biological process: signal transduction; peptidyl-serine phosphorylation; endocytosis. Gene Ontology annotation, molecular function: ATP binding; protein serine/threonine kinase activity. Gene Ontology annotation, cellular component: nucleus; cytoplasm.
AUGACUACUAUGGUGAAUCCACCCGCUUCCAAAUCGAAAUCCAACCCUCUGGAUCUUCGAGUUGGAAACAAGUACCGCAUCGGUCGUAAGAUUGGUAGUGGUUCAUUCGGUGAUAUCUACCUCGGAACCAACAUUAUUUCCGGAGAAGAGAUUGCUAUCAAGCUUGAGAGUGUCAAGGCCAAGCACCCACAACUCGAAUAUGAAGCCCGUGUCUACAAGUCCCUUGCUGGAGGUGUUGGUAUCCCUUUCGUCCGCUGGUUCGGUACCGAGUGCGACUACAAUGCCAUGGUUCUCGAUCUCCUAGGACCUUCCUUGGAAGACCUUUUCAACUUCUGCAACCGAAAGUUCUCCCUGAAGACAGUCCUUCUUCUUGCGGACCAACUGAUCUCUCGUAUCGAGUAUAUCCAUGCCAAAUCCUUCAUUCAUCGUGAUAUCAAGCCGGACAACUUCCUCAUGGGCAUUGGCAAGCGUGGCAACCAAGUCAACGUUAUCGACUUCGGUCUCGCCAAGAAGUACCGUGACCCCAAGACUCACUUCCACAUUCCUUAUAGGGAGAACAAGAACUUGACCGGUACCGCUCGUUACGCCUCCAUCAACACCCAUUUGGGCGUCGAGCAAUCCCGUCGUGAUGAUAUGGAGUCCCUGGGAUAUGUUAUGCUCUACUUCUGCCGUGGCUCCCUUCCAUGGCAAGGCCUCAAGGCUGCUACCAAGAAGCAGAAGUAUGACCGCAUCAUGGAGAAGAAGAUGACUACCCCUACUGAAGUCCUUUGCCGCGGCUUUCCCAACGAGUUUGCCAUCUACUUGAACUACACUCGUUCGCUUCGCUUUGAUGACAAGCCCGAUUACUCCUACCUUCGAAAGAUCUUCCGCGAUCUCUUUGUUCGUGAGGGUUUCCAGUACGACUAUGUCUUCGACUGGACCGUCUACAAGUACCAGAAAAAUGCCCAGGCCAUCGCCCAGGCUGCCGGUCAACAGCCAAACCAGGAUGAGGAUGAGAAGCCACGCACUCGUACCAACGCUGCCACCGCCGGUGGACCGACUCCUCAGCAUGCCUCCAGUGCUUCCAAGCCUGGUGGUAUCUCCGGAUCCCGCCGCAAGGUCAUUGAGCGUGGUGCCAGUGGUGCCGGUGUCGACACUCCCGAUACGAACAGAGCCGUAGGAGGAAGUGAUAGGAUGCUGCGCUCUGCCUCGAAAGGUGCAGUAACUGGUAACGGAUAUACAUCUGGCUCUUAUCGACCGAAGCGGGAGGACCAGAAUGGACAGCAAUGGUAUUGA